CGCGCAUCGGUCGCGCGAUCGACACCCCUCCGCGUCGUCAUGGCGUUCAGACACGCGACUCGGCGUCUCGCCGCCGCGGUCGCGCGGACGGACACCACCGCCGCGCGCGCGAUCUGCGCGCACCCGUUCGCGGGCGGCGGAUCGUGCGCGCUCGCGCGCGACAACGCGUCGUUCCGAGCCGCGGUCGCGUCCGCUCGCGCGCCGCGAUGGUCGCGAUCGUUCGCCGCGGGCGCUGAUUACCCGCCGUACCAGGAGAUCACGAUGCCCGCGCUGUCGCCGACGAUGACGCAAGGGAACAUCGCGGAGUGGAAAGUGAAGGAGGGCGACAAAGUCAGCGCCGGGGACGUCCUCGCGGACAUCGAGACGGACAAGGCGACGAUGGCGCUCGAAUCCAUGGAGGACGGGUACGUCGCGAAGAUCCUCCACGGCACCGGCGCGUCGGACGUCGAGGUGGGGACAUUAGUCGCGAUCAUGGUCGAAGACGAAGGAGACGUGGGUAAGUUUGGAGGGUUCACCGUCAGCGCGGCGGCGGCGCCCGCGGCUCGAACGGCGACUCCGGCGGCGGCUCCCGCGGCGGCGGCGCCCGCGGCGGCGGCGGCGCCCGCGGCGUCCGCGGCGUCCGCGCCGGUGUCCGCGCCGCGCCAUGCCGGCGCGCGCGUGUUCGCGACCCCGAAAGCGCGCGUCAUGGCCGCGGAGGCGGGCAUCGCGAUCGACCAGAUCGACGGCUCGGGGCCGGGAGGAAGGAUACUCAUGAGCGACGUCUCGCACGCGAUCGCGAACGGCGUCGCGCCGAGGGCGGCGGCGGGCUCCGCGGACGGCGCCGCGGACGGCUUCGCGCGAUUCUUCCCCCCGUACGAGGACGUGUCCGUGACGACGAUCAAGAAGGUCACCGCGGCGCGUCUCACGGAGAGCAAACGCACGGUGCCGCACUUCUACCUCAGCGUGGACGUGCGCAUGGACCAGAUCGUCUCCGCGCGCGCGAAGCUCAACGCCGGGAAGGAGAAGGGGAAAAUUUCCGUGAACGAUUUCGUCGUGAAAGCAGCCGCGUCCGCUCUCAAACAAGUGCCGGACGUGAACGCGUCGUGGAUGGGGGAUAAGAUUCGCGUGUACAAGAACGCGGACAUCAGCGUCGCGGUGCAAACGGACGCGGGUCUGAUGGUCCCCAUCGUUCGAAACGCGUGCGGGCUGGGCCUCUCCGGGAUCUCGUCGGAGGUGAGGGCGCUCGCGGGGAAGGCGAAGGAAGGGAAGCUCUCGCCCGCGGACAUGAUCGGCGGGACCUUCACGAUCUCGAACCUCGGGAUGUUCGGGAUCAAGCAGUUCGCGGCGAUCGUGAACCCGCCGCAGGCGGCGAUCCUCGCCGUCGGCGCGGCGAGGAAAGAGGUCGUGAAGAAGGCGGACGGGAGCGGGUACGAGGAGGCGCUCCUGAUGAGCGCGACGCUGUCGUGCGACCACAGAGUCGUGGACGGCGCGGUCGGCGCGCAGUGGCUCGGCGCGUUCAAGGCGUUCAUGGAGGAUCCAGUGACGAUGUUGUUAUGAUCGAUCGACGGUUCGACGUUGACGAGUAGACGUGUAACUGAUUUGAUGAAUUCUUUUUUUUUGG
Messenger RNA from Micromonas pusilla CCMP1545, 1600 nucleotides. RefSeq lists its product as uncharacterized. The record is from RefSeq and is a predicted model, not a curated record. The transcript has 2 exons. Gene Ontology annotation, cellular component: pyruvate dehydrogenase complex. Bases 40 to 1536 code for a protein of 498 amino acids. Lineage: Eukaryota; Viridiplantae; Chlorophyta; Mamiellophyceae; Mamiellales; Mamiellaceae. Gene Ontology annotation, biological process: pyruvate decarboxylation to acetyl-CoA. Gene Ontology annotation, molecular function: dihydrolipoyllysine-residue acetyltransferase activity.